CUCAUAUAGACGUUGAUCGCAAUUGCGGUUUCACGUAAAAAAAAAAAAAAAGAAAAUAGUGGAGUUUCUUGAAGCCUCAAAAUUCUCCAAACGCAGUUUAGUUAUAAGUGAAAGUUAACAAGUCUGCCUCUUUUCUGCGACUCCGGCCGGACGUGAAUAAAGGUGAAUGUAGAUAAACGGGAGCUUCUGUCGCGACAGCAUGGCGGCCGUUCACUUGCUGGGAUGGGACGAACAGCAGGCCUACGACGAGCUGCUGUACUGGGACAGUGUGAUCCAGCGGGGUCACCGCCUCCUGCCCGAGGACUAUGACAGAUACGAGGAGCUGCGAUACUGGUACGACUGUCUGUGUUACGAGGAGGAGCUGCGGCAGUAUCACGAAUACGUCGCUUCCAUUGGGACUGUGGAGGAAAAACCACAGGUUGAGGAGCCUGUUGCCCCCCCCAAACACAUAAGCGCCCACGAUCGCAUCGUGAUGGCCAAACACUCGGAGGUGUAUCCGUCAGCAGAGGACCUGGAGGCCGUGCAGACCAUCGUCUCUCAUGUGGAAUGUGCUCUCAAGGCUGCGUCCGACCAGAUCGAUGCUCCGAAGGCUGACGGCGACCCCGCCAAGGCCGAGAGCACAAGUGCCGAUUCCAAAGACCGCGUCCUGCGUGGGGUCAUGAGGGUCGGCCUGGUCGCUAAAGGACUCCUCCUGAAGGGAGACGCUGAGCUGGAGCUGGUCCUGCUGUGCUCCAACAAACCUACGGUCGCUCUCCUCAAACAAGUUGCUGAGAAACUCUCCGAGCAGCUGGAGGUCAUCUCCAAAGGGGCGUACAAAGUAAACGAGUGUCCUCAGGAUGCGGCCGUCACAGUGAAGAGCAACAGCGAGUCGGUCCUGUGUCUCAUCAUCCGCCUGACGUCGCCGCUCUUCAGGAUGGAGCAGACAGAAACGCAAAAAGUCGACGAUCCGCCGGACGUUCUGGACAGGCAGAAAUGCCUAACCGCCUUGGCGUCUCUCCGCCACGCCAAGUGCUUCCAGGCUAAAAUCUCCCAGUUGAAUUCUGCUCUGGUGGUGAUCCGGGUCACGAGGGAUCUGUGCUACCGCGUUCCGUCCUGGACGCCGCUCUUAGGAUGGCCUCUGGAGCUGCUGGUGGAGAAGGCCAUCAGCACCUGUGAGCGGCAGAUGGGCGUGGGGGAGUCUUUCCGCCGCGUCUUGGAGUGCGUCGCCUCUGGGAUCCUCCUGCAAGAUGGACCUGGCCUCAAAGACCCCUGUGAGAAGGAGGAGGUGGACGCCACCGCGGCCUUGACGCCGCAGCAGCGCGAAGACAUCACCAGCAGCGCUCAGCUGGCGCUGAGGCUGUGCGCCUUUGGGCAGAUCCACAAGGUUCUGGGGAUGGACAGCAGGCCCAAGGCUCGCAGACACAUGGCGGCCAUUCUCAAAGAAAACACAGCCCAGAUCCGCCCGUCCGAGCACUUCAACCUUCCCGCCAAGAGGCCGCACGGCGAGGUGGAGAAGGGAGAGGAGGAGGCCCAGCUCAACAACAAGCAGAGGAAGUUCCUCAAGUUCCAGAAGCGCUUCCAGAGGAAGUCAUUCACCGAUGACCUAAACAUGAACGCCGUGAUGCGUCUGAACCAGUACAAACCAGGCCUGGACUACAAACUCAUCUCCCAGACCGGGCCGGUCCACGAGCCGGUCUUCACCAUGACUGUGGAGCUGAACAGGAAGACCUACGAAGCCACGGGGCCUUCCAAGAAAGCCGCCAAAGUCAACGUCGCCAUAAAGGUCCUUCAGGAUCUGGGUCUUCCGACAGGCCCAGACCCCAAAGCGGAGCCAGUCGAGGCAGAAGAUCAGAAAUCGGCCGGCGCCGCGGCUGCGCCCGGGCCGGAGGGGGCGGCGGCUUCUCGACCUCCGUCAGAGGCGAGCGGCCAGGGUCCCAUCCUGACCAAAAACGGCAAGAACCCAGUGAUGGAGCUGAACGAGAAGCGCCGCAGCCUGAAGUACGAGCUGUCGUCAGAAACGGGGGGCUCUCACGAGAAAUGCUUCGUCAUGGAGGUGGAGGUUGAUGGGCAGAAGUUCAAAGGGAGGGGCUCCAACAAGAAGGAAGCAAAGGCCUACGCCGCCCUGGCCGCUCUGGAGAAGCUGUUCCCCGAAAACGACGGCGCCUCCAGCUUCUACAAAAGCGGCAUGAAGAAGAAGGUCACCUACACCGACAUGCACAUCCCGGGAUUCGGCACCAUCCGGGGAAUUCCCUCAGACUCGGGGUCCCGGGGCUGGGGGCCCAACAGAGGGGGCCGAGGCCGGGGCCGCGGUAAACCGUUCAACCCGGGACCCAACUACAACAAAACCAACUACAGCUACGAGAGCGGCGCCAGCGCCGGAUACCAUAAACUGUACGACAACACUGCAGUGAAGCCGGAGGACGCUUCCAGCAGCACCAGCGGCUACGGCACCUUCUACCCCGAGAGCAGCUCCACCUUCUCCGCCCCGCCCACCCCAGCCCCCACCAGCAUAAAGACUGAAAGCUACCAGUCCAUGCCGCCUCCCGCGGACCAGCAGAGCCCGUACAGUUACGGCUACGGCGACGAGAAGAAGAAGAUGCUGAUCCAAGGCCCCGGGGAAGGCCAGACGGACUUCUCCAUGUUCAGCACGGCCUACCCCAGCUCUGUGACCGGAGGGCGGGGCUACAGUGGUCACGGCUGGGGAGAGCAGCCGUCCUGGGAGGGCCAGCAGGGGUUCACGUACCAAGGCUUCGGAGGUCGCGGCCGGGGCUCGCACUCUGGAUACAACAGCUCCAACUUCUGAUGGCGUCUCCGUCCCGGCGUUGGGACGCGUCGUCUGAAGCACCGAAGCUGCAGCGUCCUGCUGGGUUCGUGGCGCUUCGGUCCACGUCUCACUGCAUCACAUCCAUGUUUCAAGAGUGAACUUCAAGGGUUUCUGUUUUUAAUCUGCUGUAGUGGUUCUGUAGCAGAACGUAACCGGAUCCGACCUGCUCGUCGUUUGGAAGUUUUGUCUCAAUAAAGAUCUUCUCAUCUUUUUAUAAGGAAAA
This is a messenger RNA of Oryzias latipes (Japanese medaka), 3026 nucleotides long. NCBI's taxonomy places the organism in Eukaryota, Metazoa, Chordata, Actinopteri, Beloniformes, Adrianichthyidae. The record is from RefSeq and is a predicted model, not a curated record.